This is a messenger RNA of Vicia faba (fava bean), 354 nucleotides long. NCBI's taxonomy places the organism in Eukaryota, Viridiplantae, Streptophyta, Magnoliopsida, Fabales, Fabaceae. The record is from the annotation of a GenBank genome assembly.
AUGCUCUCUUCUCUAAUCCUAAUCGUCACCUUUUCUUCCUUUGGCCAUCACCAUUUUCAUCACUCCUCGUCGUCAUCAACUUAUCAACCUGGUUUGUUAACGUUAUCACAAAUUCCAAACCUCAAGAAUAUCAAUUUUGUUAGAAACAAAUUCAAGUGGAGAGAUACCAAGACUGGAAUGAAGUAUUGCAUUACCUGUCGUGUAAUGGUGUUGGGACCAAAGGUUCAAAGGGAGGAAGUUGAUGUUGCGACAGAGGAAGCGAUAAAUGAGGAGGAGAAACGUGAUGUUGGUAGAUCUUGGUGUUGCAUAGGUUCUUUGUUAAUUGAAGAGAUAAUUGGUGAAAUGUUGUCUUAA